This is a messenger RNA of Puccinia triticina, 588 nucleotides long. RefSeq lists its product as uncharacterized. The record is from RefSeq and is a predicted model, not a curated record. Gene Ontology annotation, biological process: DNA-templated transcription. Gene Ontology annotation, cellular component: RNA polymerase I complex; RNA polymerase III complex. The transcript has 4 exons. Lineage: Eukaryota; Fungi; Basidiomycota; Pucciniomycetes; Pucciniales; Pucciniaceae. Gene Ontology annotation, molecular function: DNA-directed RNA polymerase activity; protein dimerization activity; DNA binding. Bases 1 to 588 code for a protein of 195 amino acids.
AUGGAUCAGGUUCACGCUCCUAUGGACUCCGCCGACGGGGCCGCCUUGGUCGACCCGGAAAAAGUGACAAUCUUACCUGGUGAUAAAUACGACGCCAUGACUUUUUCUCUGAAGGAGGAGGACCACACUCUUGGCAACUCAUUGCGAUACAUAAUCAUGAAGAAUCCUGAUGUCGAAUUCUGUGGCUAUUCGCUCCCGCACCCAUCCGAGCCCAAACUGCACCUACGAAUCCAGAUGUACGACAACAAGUCCGCCGCAGCAGCAUUAGCAAAAGGGCUCGACGACCUCGAACAACUCAUCCUAGUCCUCUCCGAACGCUAUCGUGCCGAACUCGAACGGGGCAAGUUCGAGCGCUUCGAAGAACCGACUGUUGAUGAGCGUCUCGACGAUAUCAAACGGCGGAAAUACCCUCACCUCUUGGUCGACCCUUCUGGCGAUGUCUCCAUGAAUUCGAAGUUACAUAAGAAAAAUCAGGGUGCUUCAAUCACUGGCGGGAUAUGCCAAUGGCACAAGCUUUCCAGAAAAGCUGCCUGGCACAAAGUUGUUCAACAGAUCCUGGCCGCUGUCGUGCCCAUGAGCCAGGCCUAA